AUGAGACUUCGAAGCUCAGGGUUCCUCAAGUGGUCGUCUCUCCCUCCAGAGAUCCGCCACAUGAUUCUAAACACCAUAGUCGACCUCAAGAAUCCACGCUGGGCUGGUUUGGCUUCCGUUUCGAAAGAAUGGCAAAGCGUCAUUGGAGUGAGGAACAUGGCCAAGCUAAAGCUUCAAACACCAUCCUGCUUCGACGGAUUCGAGAAAAUUGUUCAACAGAGACACCUUGUGAAGCAUAUCUAUCUUUGCGUCGAGCUACCGAAGUAUGACUGUACUCUUUGCAAGGCUCGUACUCGCACUCCUAGUUUUUCACGCGAUAGUUCCAUAUUCAGCCACGCUAUUGGCAAGAUCUUGUCUAUUUUGAGCACAUGGAAGACUCAAGGUCCUUUGACACUGGAACUCAACGCGGUUUCUUGCAGUAAUACGGGGCACUGGGCUAAAAACCUUCGGUUUGACGACGAUCACGAUGAAAGUCCCCGUCAAGACUUGACCUUCGCAGAAUCAACUCGGCACGAUCCCUUGCACGGUUGGGUGAACGGUACCCAGGUGAGACCUCCCUCUUUCCUUGCCAUGCAACAGCUGUUUGGGCCUCUUACACUGGGCUACGACAGCUAUGACCCUGUCACUGUGGUCACCAGCCUGUUGAUUCGUCGCCAAUUCCGCCGUUGUCUUGAGCCUUCCAGUCUAGACAGACUGUUGUCGCAGCUGGUUUGCCUGACGGACAUCAUCUACGAUCUAUGGUCAAUAAUGUAUACAUAUACAUUUCCAUGUUUCUAUUUCGAUUUCUCACGACUUAAACGUGAAGAAGCAAUAGGCAUGAUUUUGCCUAAAACACUCAAGAGUCUGAUCUUAUUUCAGCAUUCCGUUGAGCAUCAUACACAGUCCGCCUAUCAAGAUCCAAAUUACCAGAGGUUCAGAAACAUUCGGAAUCGUUUGGAUAUCCAAAAUAAAUCCAGCCAAUUUCUUGCUCAGACAAGCUUGAGACUUGAACAAGUUUCUGUCUCGUUCCUUAUUAGCGCCGGGGAAUUUCUCGCAGCCUGUAGGGAAGAAUGGACAUGGGAGCACCUGCAAUCAUUAGCGUUGAGUUUCCAAGGAAGUGGAAAGCACCACCAGGAGGGUAUCAACAGUCUACUACUCUCUACAGCAAAGGUUGCACUGCGAAUGCCGAAGCUUGAAACUUUGGUACUUUGGAGUGGAGAGCAGGGAACCACCUGUGCAUUCAUCUACACAAGAAACGAAUACUGCGCUCGAGUGGUAUGGCGAGGGACAUGGGACCUGGAUAUCAGCCAGGAGGUUCUAAAAGCAUGGGAAGCUGUUGCCGCGCUUUAUUCCUUGGAACUGACAGUUGAGCAUGAGCGUAUUCAAGAGGUUAUUCGCUCUUGUGGGGAUGCCAUACAUCAUCUUAACCUGCCCUGUCAGAUUAUUCAACCUACGUCGCUUUGGCAGAUGCGAGUAGAGGAAGCCUAG
Molecule: messenger RNA, 1467 nt
Organism: Fusarium pseudograminearum CS3096
Lineage: Eukaryota; Fungi; Ascomycota; Sordariomycetes; Hypocreales; Nectriaceae
Exons: 2
Coding region: 1-1467 (488 amino acids)
Source: RefSeq, a predicted model, not a curated record